AAGGAAAAUGGAAUCAUUCGAAAUUGAACAGAGAGCAAAGUCUAGAGGUAAGUCCAUACAAGAGUAACCUUGUGGUCUAAUCCAAUAUAGCUGAUGCCUUACUUGAUGAUGAAGACCAUAACUUUGUGCGCUCGGGACUUGAUUCAGAUAUCUCAGUCAGUGGAUCAUCAAGUCUCUGCAGAAGCAGUCCCAUUGCAAUUUGGACAAGCAUGUCUUAUAUACAUCAAACUAGCUUUACCUGCUGUUGGUGGCAUGCUUCUGAUGAGAGGUCCUGAAGUAGUUGACUACGUUGUAGCAGGCCAUCUUGGAGAUCCAGCAUUCGUGGCAGGAUUCGGGCUAGCUCUAGUAUCAAUGAGUGUAAUGGUAGUUUCUCUAAGUAUUGGAUUAUCAGGAGGAGUCGAAACACUUUGUUCACAAGCUUUUGGAAGGAACGAAGAUGCUCAAGCAGGAGAAUAUUAUAGAAGAGCACAACUCAUUAUGACAGCUUUAUUCAUACCCCAAGCUAUUUUGCUUUGUUUUGCUCCUGAGCUCUUAAUAAUGACAGGUCAACCGGAAAAAGCUUCUUAUCUAGCGGGAGAUUAUAUCAAAAUAUGUAUGCCAGGAAUUUGGUGUUAUUGUCAGACAGAACUACUCAGAAGGUUUUUAGGUGCACAAGGAGUGUUUAAAAUAAUCAUGAAUUUUCAGAUCUUGAACUUCUUCCUUCACUUCCUUUGGAUAUACAUCUUCGUGUAUACUCUAGAUCUUUCCUAUUCAGGUAUUGCUUAUGCGACUUUAAUGACAUACAUGCUUAACUAUAUCUGUCCUGUAUUAUACAUCAGCCUGUUCAGCACCAAUGUCCGAGCCGACAGCUGGGGCUGUAUCUCCAGAAGUACUUUCAGCGGAUUGCUGCAGUACUUAGAGUAUGGCCUUCCUUCAAUGACGAUGAACGUUGCUGAAGUCUGGGCCUUCGAAGUCGUCGUCAUCAUGGGGGGAUACUUUGGAGAAGAAAAUCUUGCAGCCUUUGUAACCACUUUUAACGUGAUGAUCACGUUGUACAUGGUUGCCCUUGGCUUUCAAUUUUCAGCCAACACUGUUGUGGGCAACUGUCUGGGUGCAGGCCAGGCUCAGAAAGCAAAAAUGUUCGUGAAUGUGACACUUGCAACUGCAGUUCUACUGUGAGUUGGUCACGCAAUUGUAGUCCUUACUUGAAAGGAUUAUAUUGCAGCCAUGUUAGUUACAGGAGAUGGAUUGAGAAAGAAAUGAUCCAAGAUGCUAGCCCUCUUUGUGUUUUUAGGAUUCGGCAAGUAUAUUCAGGCAAUCUCACAAGGAGUAAUAAAAGCAAUGGGAUUUCAGAAAUAUGCAACUGUGAUCUGUCUUGUUGGAUAUUGGAUAGUAUCCUUACCUAUAACUUAUUUCUUCUCUUUUCAUCUUGGAUAUGGUGUAGAAGCGUUAUGAAUCUGAUGCUCAAUUGGAAUGAUAUUCGCUGGAAUUUGAUCGACUAUCCUGAUCUAUAGAACAGAUUUGGAUAAGCUUUGUAAAGAUAUAGAUUUAGUAAUGAAGAGAGAAUCUAAAAAUCAGGCCACUUCUUAAUUCCUCCUUUAAAGGUUUCA
Molecule: messenger RNA, 1589 nt
Organism: Moneuplotes crassus
Lineage: Eukaryota; Ciliophora; Spirotrichea; Euplotida; Euplotidae
Source: the annotation of a GenBank genome assembly